Messenger RNA from Otolemur garnettii (small-eared galago), 930 nucleotides. It is a transcript of the gene SIRT5, whose product is annotated as sirtuin 5. The record is from RefSeq and is a predicted model, not a curated record. The transcript is spliced from 8 exons. Gene Ontology annotation, molecular function: protein-malonyllysine demalonylase activity; protein-succinyllysine desuccinylase activity; NAD+ binding. Lineage: Eukaryota; Metazoa; Chordata; Mammalia; Primates; Galagidae.
UAAUAAAGAUUUUAUUCUCCGUUUAGGUAUGGCAGAUUUUCGGACAUUUUUUGCAAAAGCCAAGCACAUAGUCAUCAUUUCAGGGGCUGGUGUUAGUGCCGAAAGCGGGGUUCCGACCUUCAGAGGAGCCGGAGGUUACUGGAGAAAAUGGCAGGCUCAGGACCUGGCAACCCCGCAGGCCUUUGCCCACAACCCGUCUCGCGUGUGGGAGUUCUACCACUACCGGCGCGAGGUUGUGCGCACCAAGGAGCCCAACCCCGGGCACCUCGCUAUUGCCGAGUGUGAGGCCCGGCUAGGCAGACAGGGACGGCGGGUCAUGGUCAUCACCCAGAAUAUCGAUGAGCUGCACCGCAAGGCUGGCACCAAGAACCUUCUGGAAAUCCAUGGUAGCUUAUUUAAAACUCGAUGUACCUCUUGUGGAGUUGUGGCCGAGAAUUACAAGAGUCCAAUUUGUCCAGCUUUAUCAGGAACAGGUGCUCCAGAACCUGAAACUCAAGAAGCCAGAAUCCCAGUUGAGAAACUUCCGCGGUAGGAGCAGGGGGGCUGUUCAGGGAUACUCUCCAUUUUGUCCCAUCUAGCUUGGCUUUCCUUGCCCCUGCAACCACAGAUUUACCUGAAUUUAUGUAAGGUUUUCUGAAAAAUUGCUCCUUCUCCCUGUCUGUGGCCACGUGUGCAUUGCUCUGUGCUUGCCUUGCAGGUGGGCACUUCCUCUGUGGUGUACCCAGCCGCCAUGUUUGCCCCCCAGGUGUCUGCCAGGGGUGUGCCAGUGGCCGAGUUUAACAUGGAGACCACCCCCGCCACAAACAGAUUCAGGUUUCAUUUCCAGGGACCCUGUGGUUCAACUCUUCCUGAAGCGCUUGCCCGUCAUGAAAAUGAAACUGUUUCUUAAGUCUCCUAGGAAAGAGAAAAUACACUAUGUCUAAGAACUAG